AUGACCUUGAAAAACAACAUCCAAUAUGCUAUUUGUUUCAAAUGGAGACAAAUCCCAAUGAAGGAAAAGUACGAGCUCAUUGUGGCAUGCCCCUUCCUCUGUGAAGCCGGUCGAGAGUGGAAACCGGAUAUAUACAUAAAGCAAGAUCACAGUCAGUUUUGGAAAAUCGACAAGCCCAACAUUCCCCAAAUGCUCCCCGGUGGAAAUAGGUUGGCCUUGAAAACAACAUCCAACGAUAUCCAUGUGACCGGCUCAAAGAAAGAUCAGCAAAUUCAUAUGUCUGACAACUAUAUUUUCGAAGAUGUAAACGCAGCGGUGGCUUGCCCAAAUUCUGGACAGUGGCUGCAGCAGCUCGCCAUCUCUUGCAGACACCGGAAGCCUGAGCAGUGUCUCUGA
Molecule: messenger RNA, 396 nt
Organism: Andrographis paniculata
Lineage: Eukaryota; Viridiplantae; Streptophyta; Magnoliopsida; Lamiales; Acanthaceae
Exons: 2
Coding region: 1-396 (131 amino acids)
Source: RefSeq, a predicted model, not a curated record